This is a messenger RNA of Coregonus clupeaformis (lake whitefish), 2934 nucleotides long. Its product is annotated as calcium-binding and coiled-coil domain-containing protein 2-like. NCBI's taxonomy places the organism in Eukaryota, Metazoa, Chordata, Actinopteri, Salmoniformes, Salmonidae. The transcript has 16 exons. The record is from RefSeq and is a predicted model, not a curated record. Bases 296 to 2239 code for a protein of 647 amino acids.
AAAUAAACCACACAUAGCAAAUAAGCCAUUACAUUUUCGUGUUAGCCAAAUUCGACACUCUCAUUGACCUCUAUACAAAAACUCCUAGCUUGGUGAGCGAAAAAAACGAAACAACGCCACAUGUUGGAGAAUAAAGAUUUUGGCCCAGUUAUCGCUCUCCCAUAACCUCCUCCUCUCUGCUUGAAAUGAAUACCUAAGGACAGUACGUUUUCCGAGUUGCUGUCGGAGUUGCGACACCGCUGAAUUGAACUGGCAGUUGCAGUUGCAGUUGGCAGUCCAAACUUCAUAGCUCACAAUGGAGAGCGUCGAAAGUGCAGCCAACAUGGAAUUGUCAACAACCUUUUCCCAGGUUGUAUUUCAGGAAAUCCCCCACUCCUAUGCGCCAAAUCUUGCCGUGAUUUGCUGCUACACUCUGACAGCAGCCAUUCAACAGAACCCCAGAGACUGGGUGGGGAUAUUCAAAGUGGGCUGGAGCACCACAAAGGAUUAUUACACAUUUGUGUGGGUAGAACCAUCAUUGGAUCCGAUGAAACAGGAUCCAAACAGAAAACAAGUGGUUUUUAGUGCAUACUACUUGCCAAAGGAUGAUGCAGAGUUCUAUCAGUUCUGCUAUGUUGAUAGCAAUGGCCAAGUGAGAGGAGCCAGCACCCCCUUUUGUUUUAAAACCUCAGGGGAACAAAGCACAGAUGGCAGCCUGGAAAACGACCUCUUGGUCAUCACAACACAGGAAAAGGUCGAGCAACGUGAGAGGGAGAAAGAAAAGCUGGUCAUGGAGUUGGGGCAACUGAAAGAGCAAAAUGAGAUUUUGAGAGGAGUCCUGAAGGAGCAACAGCAAGAGAUUGAUUGCCUCAAGCUGUCUAACGAGGAACUAUACCAGGCCGACGGGAACCUGGAGAAGCAGCAGCAGAAUGCAAGAGAGCAUGAAGAACUGACACAUAAAGCUAAAUCAAUGGAUGACUCCCACAAAGGACAGGAGGAACAGGUGGCGCAAAGUGAGAUGGAGAAAGAAGAGCUGGCCAUGGAGUUGGGGCAACUGAAAGAGCAAAAUGAGACUCUGACAAGUGCCCUAAAGGAGCAACAGCAAGAGGUUGACCGCCUCAAGGAAUCAAAAGAGGAACUUGCACAGGUAGUGAGCAAACUGGAGCAACAGCAACAUAAUGCUAGAGAGCAUGAAGAACUGACACAGAAUGCCAAAUCAAUGGAUGAAUCACACAUAGGACAGGAGUCUCUGACUCCUACUUGUGAGAAAUAUGAACGAGCAUUGAGCAAGAUCAAACAGCUGAAGAAGGAGCAAGUGGAGUUGAAAGGAAAGGUUGAGGUCCAAAGUCUGGAGAUUGCACAGCUGAGCCCAAGGCUCAGCAAAUCUGAGCAGGAGUCUUACAGACUGAAGGAUCACAUUCAACUUCUACAGGUGGAUCUCCAGAGCAGUGAGAAAGAGAAGGAGAAGCUUUCUGCGGAGUUGCACAAACUGCGUGGUCUCACACAUGACCUGGAGGACUUGAAGACUGAGAACAAGGCCUUACACAGAAGCCUGUCAGAGCAGGAGCACCAGCCACAGCAGGAGAUGGUGGACAGUGAUUUGAAGGUACAAUACCAAGCUCUUCUUGGCCAGCUGCAGGAGGCUCAGACACAGUUGCACCAGGAGCUGCAUGCUUCCAACAACACACGUAGACGUGCAGAGCAAGCAGAGGGGGAACUGGAGAAGGUCAAUGAGUGCAUGAAGCUCAUAACAAUAAGGUCUACACAGGCGGAGCAGAAAACCAGCAAACUAGAGAUGCAACUUUUAGAGUUACACAGAAUCAUUGAGGAGAAAGAAAGCAUGACAGAGAUUGCUAAAGUAGAGAAAGAGGAGUUGUCCAGAGAAAAUCAGGAACUCAAAAUAACUGUUGUGAGACUUCGCAAGGAGUUUGCUGACCUCCAGGCUGCUCCAGUGUCCAUGCAGCAUCCCAACCCUUAUGGCUCUUCAACUGACCCCAUCCCCACUGAGGAGCAGCAGCAGCAAGAUGCACUGGCUGCCUCUCUCCACUUUGGGAACCCUUAUGAGACCCCAGGCCCUGCGACAAACCCGGAGGAGUUGUCCUUGAAAUGUCGUCAUUGCCAUGAGUGCUUCCCUGGCAUCACCCCGAAUGAGCUGGAGCUGCACGAGGACAGCCACAGAGUGUGCCCCUUUUGCACCCUCAUCUGUGACGGACUCGAGCAGACCAAGUAUGAAGAACACGUCUACAGCCAUGAGGUGUAGGGAUGCCACAUCCUCACAACCCAGAGAGUUGCUGAGAGUUGACUACUCAUUAAAGAAAGCUGAUACCUUACUAAUUAUAUUAGGGGGGACAAAUAAAUACAGGCUAACAACCUAUCCACGACAUUAUAAGACAAACAUUUAAAGUCUCCUGUUAAUUACUGUAAAUGUCCUCUUACCUGGUGAAAUAAGGGUUAAUAAUUUAAUGUCUGGGAAAUCCAUAACUAAUUGAAUUUAUCAUAUUGUUUUAGACACUUUGAUGGCUAGGGUUAGGGUUGAUUGUCAAUUGUUAAUUUCGAACAUGGAGUACAAAUUUGCCUCCAUUGCUGAUCGAUAGGAAUGUAUUGAGUUGCUAUUUAAUGGUUUCCUAGGUUUACUCUAUUGCUAUUAUCUUCUGAACUACUGUAUGUUUACUUUGGCUAAUUUCCCCUUAAACCUGCUGCUAAUAUAUAAACGAUGUGUUGCAUAAUAGAGUCAAAUGAUUAAUGGUCAAAUAAUGCCCUCUGAUAAUGUAAUGGUUGAAAUUAGAUUCAUGUGGGAAGUUCAAACAACAAAGAAAGAUGUCUUCACAGUUGUGUUGGCAUGAAAACAAACAUGGUUUUGUAUCACAAACUGCAAUAUGCAAAGAAAUCCUCAGAUGUUUUAAUAGAAGGUAAUUGAAUAUAAUGACAAAUUAAAUAAAAAAUAAAUCCAUGAUU